Molecule: messenger RNA, 1236 nt
Organism: Colletotrichum truncatum
Lineage: Eukaryota; Fungi; Ascomycota; Sordariomycetes; Glomerellales; Glomerellaceae
Source: RefSeq, a predicted model, not a curated record
AUGAUGUCCACAAGACCCCUUGUUCGCUCUGCGCUUCCCAGAGCGACACGCGUUGCUCGCGCUCCCCGUAACCAACUUCGCUUCCAGUCCUCCACGGCUUCUUCAUCAUCAGGAAGCGCAGGCGGAGGCGGCUCACACUUUGGAGCUGGUGUUGCCGGUGGUCUUGCUGGAGCUGGCCUCUUUUUUGCCAUCUACUCCUUCACCCCUGCUGGACGAACGGCAUCCAAGGUCAACAAGGCCGCCAAAGAGGCAGAGCAGAAGUACCAGGUAGCAGCGAAGAAACUGCAGGAGAACACCCCCUCUCCUGAUCAAGCCAUCGACUACAUCAAGCAAUUCGCCUAUUCGUACGUCGGUUGGAUCCCUGGUGGUCGCGCCUACAUCGAUACCGCCUUCGACGACUUCGAGACCGUGCGCAAGAACCACCGCGAGGAGGCCGACCAAAUUAUCAAUGAUGCAUACAAGCAGUUCCAGGAGGUAGCCAAGGCUGGAUUGAGCCUGGAAGCUGUUCACAAGGCGUAUGAGGUUAUUGCCGACCUGUCCAAGAAGGUAGCCAGCCUGUCUGGUGACGCCAUUUCCGACAUCAUCGACAACCACCCCCAGCUGAAGGAUAAGCUCGGCGGCAACAUUGACCAGCUCAAGCAGUUGGGUGACCAAUACGGCCCCGAGGCCAAGAAGCAGGUCGACGAGACGUGGAAGCAGAUCAAGGAUGUCCUUGCUGGAGGCUUCACGGCUAGCAAUUUCGAGAAGGCCCGCAAGCUGAUCGAGGAGAAGACGGAGCAGGUCAAGAAGCUUGGUGAUGAGGCGUGGAAGAAGGCGCUCGAGGAGGCCAAGCCCUACCUUGACAAGAACCCCAAGGUCAAGGAACUGGUUGAGAAGAACGCCGACACCUUGAAGCAGGGCAACGCCAAGGAGGUCUUUGAGAAGGCCAAGUCAGCAGUUGAGUCUGGCGAUCUUGGGGGACUGGAGACCUAUGUCAACGGAGCGGUAGACAAGGCCAAGUCAAAGGGCUCACAGCUGGGCGCUAGCUUCGGCGGCUUGGAUCAGUACUUCAAGAUGAUUCCCGACGGUGACCAGAUCAUUCCCAAGUUGAAGCAGCUGAGAGAAAUUGCCGACAAGCACAAGGACGAGGGUGAGAAACUUUUCAAGGAGACGUUGGAGGAGGUGAAGAAGGUUCUUGAAGCCAAGGGCAAGGAGGCAGAGAAGAUUGCCAACAGUGCCAAGAAGGAGGCCAAAUAA